UCAUCACUCACCCAAACAGGAAAUAGCUAGAGAGUCACUGAGUCACAGCCUAAAGCUGGGACACAUGUCUGAGAUGCAGACUUAUGCUUUUAUCCAUGGUGUAGGAAUUCAGAAUGAGGGCCAGACCCUUGCAUGCCAGAGUUAAGAUGGCUUAUGCUUCAUAGAGAAGACAAAACAUGAAUAUUUUAAUGCUUCUUUAAUAGGUGAGGGGUUAUGGAAAUGUUUGCAAGAAGAAAACACCUUUUUAGUGGCGAAAUUUCCUUGGCCAGUUAACAGAACUGUUUCUUGGGUUAAAUGUAGUAGCUUCUAUUAUAUCCUGAAGCAUCUGGCUUGCCCAGUAGAGACAUGUGAGCACUGCCACGGGCCUGGAAUGUCCCAAGAGGGUAAGAAUAACCCACAAUGAGAGACGACUCCUGCUGUCUUCUGGUCACUGCAGUUGUCAAGAACGCUUUGCCUCAGAGGACAGCUCAGGGCUGUCUCAACUCGGAGAUGGAAAAAUCGCCCACCGCCCACCCCGUUCCUGGGCUCCAAGCUUUCCUUUUAUAUCUGCAGCUCUCACCUUUAAGUCUUUUGUAGGGAAGAUACAUUUAUUCCAGCAAAGAUUUUCCACUUUCUUGGAGAACACAGGCUUCCGAUGUCUCCAACAACCUUGAGUCUGUGACGCUAGGAAGCAUGGAACGUUUGGACCUGCUGGGAUUCCUUCUCAUCACCUUCAAUUGCAACAUGACCAUUGUGGGGAAGGUAUGGCUUAUCUUCAUGAUACUGCUGAGGAUGGUGGUGAUCAUCUUGGCAGGCUCCCCCGUGUACCAGGACGAGCAGGAGAGGUUUGUGUGUAACACCCUGCAGCCAGGAUGCGCCAAUGUUUGCUACGACAUCUUCUCCCCGGUGUCCCAGCUGCGGUUCUGGCUGAUCCAGAGUGUGUCCGUGCUCCUCCCUUCUGCCGUCUUCAGCGUCUACGUGCUGCACAGGGGGGCUGUGUUAGCCGCCCGCGGACUCUGCGGGCUGGACGGCGGUCCCGGGGGCCCUGACCCCGCUGACCUGAGCCCCGGGGACAGGGAGCGGCGCCUCCUGACCGUGCCAGACUUCUCCUCUGGCUACAUCGUCCACCUCUUUCUUCGGAUGCUGACCGAGGCAGCUUUUGGUGCCUCGCACUACCUCCUAUUUGGAUUCUUGGUCCCAAAGAGAUUCUCUUGCACGCACUCUCCCUGCACCAGCGUGGUGGACUGUUACAUCUCUAGGCCCACAGAGAAGUCCAUUAUGACGCUUUUCAUGUGGGCGGUCAGCGCGCUGUCUCUGGUGCUCAGCGUGGCGGACCUCUUCUGCAGCGUGCACAGGAGGGCGAGCGCGCGCGGGCGCGCAGCCGCCCCUCUCCCCCGGCCACGGCCUGCGCGGAGCCUGGGCUCGAGGCCAGGUCAGGUGGCCGGCGGCGGCAGUGGGUGGGCAGAGGUGGGGGCGUCUGUCCACCCCGGCCCGUGGGCUGCAGGGGAGCGUGCAGACAGCCCCAGCCGCAAGUCCGCCGCAUCAGGGCGGACGGGACUUCCUGAUGAAGAGGACAGUGAGGUGAUGUCCUCAGCCAGCGACAAGCUGGCCGUGGCUUGCAAAGAGCCGGGGAGCAGGCCCCACAGAGAGGCCUCCGGGGACCCAAGGGACGAGGGUCCCACAAGGUCAGAGGAGCACCCCUUAGCGCCUCAGAGCCGGCUGGCCCGGCGCUGUCCGUCCGGUCAGCUGCAGCCCCCCGACCGGCCCGCCAACCCGAGAUCCAGAAAGUCCGAGUGGGUCUGAAGAGGGAACGCCAGGCAGCCGGGGGCCGGGGGGCGGAGGGGGGUGCAUAGUCCAGUCCAAACGGAGACCUGGCCCACGAAGAUGCACAUCCUCUUCGGCCCAUGUGAAAUCCUCAUCAACGGGCGGAGAGAAAGGCGAGCCGGCAUGGGAUACAUGGACUUUGUGAGGGACUCAAAUCCUCAAGAUACAGAUUUCAUGUACGUAAUACUUUCUGUUGACCAAAGCACUUGACAUUGUGCUUUUGACAAUGUGACUGGAGGCUAAAAUGAUUAAUUAGAGAGUGUCAGGUGACUGAUUAAUGUGACACUCUUGUCCUUCACCAUAGUAUGUGCUUAAUGUACAGCACGUUGCCUUACAUUAAUAGAGCUCAUUCAUGUGAGUUAUUAUAGAAUUCUUUAUUUUGUUUUUGUUCUUCUAUUUGGAUAAAAGGGGCACUGUUAUGCAUGUCUUUAAUGCUGACAGCUCAGAGCUUGGAGCCUGCUUUGGAUUCUGUGUCUCUCUCUCUCUGCCCCUCCCCUGUUCACACUCUGUCUCUCUCUCAAAAAUGAAUAAACUUAAAAAAUAACAUUAAUAAGGGUUAAUUUAUUAGACUCUUCAAUUCUGCUAACUGCCUAAGCAUGGGUUUUGAUAGGAUGAGAAUGGUGAGAACAGGACAGGAUUAGUCUCACAGGAAGGGAAGCUAAAGAAGGACAUUAGCUCAGGUCUUUGGACGUAGUGUGGCUGGAGAGAAGAAAAAGGUGACAAGAGUGAAGAGAACUGACUGAAUUGGGCCUAGAACCCAAAUCUCUUGUACUUUGAGAGAGUCCUCUAAUUACGAUCAUUUUAGGUAAGAAUGGCUCCUAGGUGGUUUAAGUGUCCAUGUGUGUGCAUGUUGUGGUGGAGCUCUUUUGUCUUUGCAAGGUAAGAAUGGCUCAUUAGAUAUUGUGUAACUUUCUAGGAACUUUAAUUCAGAAGUCUUCCCAGGUUAAUGUCCAGGUGGUUUUCAGGUGGUUCAGCAGUGAUGGGAACCCACUGGUGGAAUCCAAAUGCUGAAUCAACACGUACUAUAGCUAGCUGCUGAGACAAGCACAAAAGAAAGAUUAUGAAAAUCAAUGAGAUUAUGCUUGUGUGUAGCCAAGAAAAGUAUUAUUUAUGGAAUUAAUAAAUGUGACUCUUUUUUUCUAGGAUGUUGCAAUCUCUCGUGAGGACCUACUUGGAAUUUUCUGAGUGUUAAUGUGGUUUCAGGCAAGGACAGAGCAGGGUGGUGCUUUGCAGAUGAAGAGAAGGGGCAUCUAGGCUUCUCAGGCACAGACUUGCUGAGGGUCUCUUACAAUGGAGACGCUUCCCCUCCCCCGCCCCCAAUUUGAGUGGUCCAAUUUCAGGGGCAGGGGCAGCUGUGGAGUCUGGAAGCCCCGCCAGCUGCAUUUUGGUUGUGCUGUAGGUUACAUGUUUCCUAGAAACCUAGAAAAUGUUUCCUAGAUGUCUCACCCUUACCAUUUGAAAUAUAUAUAUAUAUAUAUAUAUUUUUUUUUUUUUUUUUUUCCUUUCUCUUGUCAAUCAUAGAACAAAUCUGUUCCUCGGGGAACUUGCUCUUUGUAUUGUGACCUGAGAGAGUGAGUGGCAGAAAAUAGAGCUGAAAGAAGUGACUACAUUUUUUUCAAACUGAACUUGGAUGAAAUUAGUUUCACGGAGAAUUCAGGAAAUUAAAAGUCAAAUGCAAAAACCAGGUUUAUUAAGAAGUGUUCCCUCCCUCCCCAGACAAGCAGAGUAGAGACAUAUCAUGUUUAAAAUAGUGAGUGAUUGUAAAGAGCAUGCCUACCUGGCCAUGACAGCGGUUGGCCAUUCACUUCCUUGGCCAUCUUACAGCUGAAAGACUCCCCAGUCUGUCACCUGUGUGUCACUGCUCUGGUUCCUCUCCCUCCAUGGAAUUCCAUGGAAUUCCAUGGAAUCCUCCAACCCUCCACCUCUUUCUCUAAGCAGUGCUUCUUAUUCUUCACAUAUAGCUCCUGUGAGUGUUUUAUCAACGGGCUGAGACAAGAUUUCGAAUCAAUGGAGCUAUGUUGAUAAACCAGUAUUUAUGAGUAUUGCCUCUGUAUCUAGCAUUUAAUCUCUUAUUUUUGUUUCUAUGAAGCUAAAAAAAAACAAACAAAAAACAAAACAAAACAAAACAAAAACUUAUCACAUGACAGGUCAGCAAACUGGUGGGAAAGAGUUGUAACAAAAUGUCAUCGUUUUAGUAUCACUGUUGAAACAACUCCUCUGAUUCCUGUCAACUUUAAUUUUCUCAGGGCUGAUCUGGGCACUGUAAGGACUACCUCAUGUUGUAGGCGCUGUUGGGUAGCUCAGAUGAGAGUGUGGAUGUGGACGCCCCAUGAGAGAGACAGAACUGUGUGUCUCGAUGUUCCCUGGGCGGUGAGCUAGUCCAUGCUUGACACAUCACCCUAAACAGGUCUCUCCAGGAAUUUGUGAUGAUAUAAUAUUUGCAUGAUAUAAAAUUUGCAUAUUUCUAUAUGUCCACAGACGUAGGAAUGCUCUAAACCUUCUUCCCAUAUCCUUUCUUACCAACAGAGGCCUCUCUUGGACCAUAUUUAGGACACAAUAUUUAUAAACACGAAAAUGGUAAUUUAUGUCUGGAGGUAACUCUUGACCAUUUCCACGCUUCUAUGUUUUUGCUUAUUUCUGCCCAGAAAAAUCAGGAUUUAGGAACUCUCAGCAGCAGAUCUGGAAAUUGUAUUAGGUUACUUUGGAUAACAGAGGGGGUGAGAAAUUAGGGAUAAUGGAGAAAUUGUGGACAAUCUGGCCUCAUGGGAAGGAGAUCAUUUAAAAGGACAAUGAGUCAUCCUCUUGGGGUUAAGAUGCAGUUCCUUAUUUCUAUUUAAAUUUAUUUAUUUUGCCCACAAGUGUCAGAUUGUCCUUUACCCUGGCUUUUCAUGUGAUCAGGAUGCUAACUGCAAAGGGUUAGCUGGAGAUGUAGAUUCAUAAUAAAAGAUGACAGCCAAGACAGACAAUGGUGGAACUGAGUAAAUAAGGCAAACCCAAUGGUGUGACUACUCAGGAAGGUGGUAGUGGGUGCCAACAGAACAUAAAUAUUCUUUCUUCCUGUAAGAUUCCUGAGCUGUGUACUAAAUAGGUACAAAAAUUCCUUUAUGGUUUUAAGUGUUCAAAUAAGGAAUCUGCAAUGGUGCAUGAGGUUUCUCCCCUUGGGUUAUGAAAUGAUGUGUUAUUUUAUGUUUAAGAUUUUUUUUUUCUCCUUUUCUUGUGCUUUAGAAAGUUGAAGUACUUUUGAUCUCAGAAAUAGUAUUUGGGAAGCAAUUUAAAUAUCCAUAAAUUGGUCUUCCUCACCUGGGAUAUUUGAUCCGAAUAAAGCCUCAGGCAUUACUAAAGUUUAUGCUAAGCGUAUCCAGUGCCAUUUCCUUCAGAAAUGAAAAUUCAGCAAUUUUAUAAAGGUGGUGUGUGUGAUUAGCCAUUAGAAGGAAAUAAGGUCUUAUGCUAACGCAAGUUCAUUAAAUUUUGUUGUGUGCCCACAGUGGUUCUUCAGGGGAAGUAAAGAGGUUGGUUAAGACUUGUACUCCAGAGACAAGGAAAGUUUUCCAUUCUUUCACUAAGAGCUCUGAGAACAUUAGUUUUCUCUGUGUGUUUAUAUUUCCUCAUGUAUAAAAAGAAGUGUCACUUUUCCAGCUAGAAAUGUGAUAUUUGUCAGUGUGGAUUAAAGAGUUUUUACCUUUUUUGAAGUAAGAUAAAUAAAAAUAUUAAAGAUUA
Messenger RNA from Leopardus geoffroyi (Geoffroy's cat), 5520 nucleotides. It is a transcript of the gene GJD4, whose product is annotated as gap junction protein delta 4. Gene Ontology annotation, cellular component: connexin complex. The transcript is spliced from 2 exons. The coding region runs from base 673 to 1782 and encodes 369 amino acids. Gene Ontology annotation, biological process: cell communication. The record is from RefSeq and is a predicted model, not a curated record. Lineage: Eukaryota; Metazoa; Chordata; Mammalia; Carnivora; Felidae.